GAUUCCACCAUGCUUACGCCAUUUCAAAGUAACCUAGUCAACUGGAUGGGGUUUCCUAUGGGUUGUUGUAAACCUCAAUGGCGCUGCACAUGCGUUCACCGACGAUAUAAUAGCACAGAUAUAUAUGAGUCCUCUAUCUAUCUCUAUGGACACACCUGAGAAUUUUGUUUAAGUUAAAUUGUUGGCCUUUCUUGCGAAUGAAAACACCCAACAUUGCUGAGUGAUUUAAUCGCGUGAGGUACUCUCUUUACUUGGAUUCUAAACAAGGAACACAGAAAUAAGAUUAUAGCCUAUCUUGUUUGUUUUUCAGCAAAAUACAUACGUAUUGCUAUAACCCGUGUUGUUGGUCGACUAUUGAACUCAUUUCAUGUCGCACGUUCUGUGUUGGAAAUUCAUGGAAUAUCGGUUUGUUUUAAAUUAAAUAAGGCAUUUUGGAGACGGAAUGGGCGUUGAACCUUUGUCCAAAUAGUGUUUAUAGGAGUAAUUCACACGGAAACCGAGAGGAAACAUAAAACAACACUUGACUGCAUUUACCUUCGUUGUGUCGUAGGCUAUUGUUCGGUAGGCUACGUCUUUCAAGUAACGGCAAUAAUGACGGCUCUGUGUAUUGGGUCAAUAUUAGGAUCCGCGCUGUUGCUCCUGUCAAUAGUCUGCCAAGACAACGCACAGGUUACAAAUGGAGAAGGCUGCGCCGGGAAUUUCAAUGUGGGCAAUGUAAACUUUGUGCUAGACACUGAAGACUCUGUCAAAGAAGGAGCCAGUUUCAUCUCGUCCCCAACUAUAACCCAAGCUGAAGACUGUGUUGACUAUUGUUGCCAAGACCCCAAUUGCAACUUGGCUCUGAUUGAGAAUGGUGCAGAGAAAGGCUCGGUUAAAACAUGUUUUCUGUUUAACUGCCUGUACAAGAGAGAGUAUGUCUGCAGGUUUGUGAACAAAGUGGGAUUCACAAAUUACAUUUUGGACUCCGUCUAUGAAGAUUACCUGGGAGGACCCGAAAGCACCCGUGGUAAGAUCAAGACUCGACUCACUCCAGUUCCAGGUGAUGAGGAUAAGUUCCCCACUGCCAAAGCGGGCCGGGACAUCGUGGUCCAACCCAACGACACGGUGACAUUGAAUGGCAUUGAGAGCUGGGAUGACAAAGUGAUAACUAGCUACAAGUGGAGCCUUGUGAAGGGGGACAGCACGGUGGAAAUUACGAAAACAGACCUGAAGGAUCAGGUGAUGCUGAGCAACCUGAAACCUGGGAUGUACGUCUUCCAGCUAAAGGUCACCGACUCCAGCAACCAAUCAGCCAUGGAUAAGGUCUCUGUCCUCGUCCUCACUCCAGAACAGUCUGAGGGUCACUGUCUGGUCCCCAAAAAGGUGGGUCACUGUCGAGGAUCCUUCCCUAGGUGGCACUACAAUGGUGCGUCAGAGAAGUGCGAGGAGUUCAUCUUCGGGGGCUGCAAGGGGAACCGCAACAACUACCUCUCCCUGCAGGAGUGCUCCGACGCCUGCCACGGCGUGUCAGCUGCGUCAGGAAGAAGUAUUGUUGUGCCUGAAGGGGAGGUUUGUGGCUCCCCCUGUAACUCCGGUCAGUUUACUUGUGGCACCGGCUGCUGUCUGGAUGAAGACCUGGAGUGCGACACGGUGACUCAGUGCAGCGACGGCUCUGACGAGGCUUCCUGCGACAAACUGAACCAGACCUUCACUCGUCUGCUGAACAUUCAUGUGGACAAAAGCCGGGCCCGCUGCACCGAGCCCCCCAGGACGGGGCCAUGCCGCGCCAGCCACUCCCACUGGUACUAUGACCCGCUCAACAGGAAGUGCAAUCGCUUCACAUACGGUGGCUGUGACGGCAAUGACAACAACUUUGACGUGGAGGAGAGCUGCAAAGAGACCUGCAAGGGCGUGACUGAACAUGACGUGUUUGCAAGGGGAAUGUUUGAACGCUACGAGGAAGAGGAAAGUGAGUCCGGCUCCAUCGCUAUAGCUAUAGUGUUAUCGGUAGCCAUCCUGGCGGUGCUGGCUGCCCUGGGUUACUGCUUCCUGAAGCACAGGAAGGACCGUUCUCAGCACCAGCCCGUGGCCACCAACGUCCCCCAUGUGGCUUUCGAAGAACGAGACACCCUGGUCUACAACACUACCACCAAGCCUGUCUGAAACAAUUAGCACCUGCCUGGCUUUCAGGACCUUGGUUUAUUGUGUUCUUGCGUAUACACUGAUCUAAUCAGAGCGGGACCAGACCAAUAAAUACACACACUGACCUAACCAGACCAAUAUACACACACACACAUCUCCCACACAGGUCUACAAACUCCAGAUGCAGUCAGUAAGUGAGGAAUUUAAGCAACAUUUCAUUUGAAUAGAGCUUUGGCUCUUGCUUGGGCUCCUCCUUGGGCUCCUCCUUGGACAACCGGUUUUUGCUUUCACAGAAUUUUGCAUUAAGGAGUUGAUGAUAUAUUAGCAUGCUCUGUCACAACCAUUCUGCGGAGCUUGAGUGAACGGAAAGUAUGAGACAUGGGCACAAAUCCAAAUACUAUAACUGUGUGGGCUUUUAUAAGUGUGUUUUGUAUGGAACACAUUCUCAGGGGGGAAGAAUUCUGUACUAGGUUUUUCUUACAGAUUUUUUUAAGAUUAUUUUUUUUCUGAAACUUUUAUUUAUAAAAUGUGAUUGGUGCUGGGGUUGAUGUUUGCAUUAGCCAUUUUGUUUUGUCAUAAAUUCAUAAGGAAUACCAGAUUUAAAUGUAGGUACCAAUAAGUGAUCUAUGUACAUUUUUACUUACUGAAAUGAUUCUGUUACUAAUGUUAUGCACCAGGGUGUUUGUAUACUCAAUUGUUAUCAUACUGUAAUCAUUUCUUACUCUAAGUAACAACCAUGACCUAGACCGUAAGGUAGGUGUCUGUUUUUUUUUAUGUUCUGUUUUUGUGUUUCAUGUUUCCUUUUUAACUGUAAUAAAAUCGUAAUUCCACGUU
Molecule: messenger RNA, 2955 nt
Organism: Oncorhynchus mykiss (rainbow trout)
Lineage: Eukaryota; Metazoa; Chordata; Actinopteri; Salmoniformes; Salmonidae
Gene: spint1b
Product: serine peptidase inhibitor, Kunitz type 1 b
Biological process (GO): epithelium development; extracellular matrix organization; epidermis development
Cellular component (GO): plasma membrane
Molecular function (GO): serine-type endopeptidase inhibitor activity; protein binding
Source: RefSeq, a predicted model, not a curated record